Lasiosphaeria miniovina is the source of this 483-nucleotide messenger RNA. RefSeq lists its product as uncharacterized. Bases 1 to 483 code for a protein of 160 amino acids. NCBI's taxonomy places the organism in Eukaryota, Fungi, Ascomycota, Sordariomycetes, Sordariales, Lasiosphaeriaceae. The transcript is spliced from 4 exons. The record is from RefSeq and is a predicted model, not a curated record.
AUGGCCAAGCCUGCAACGACGCGCGUAAAAGAUGCGCUCAAGCAAUGCGACAAGUACGGGCGCGAGGAUUGGAGCGACCGCGACGCAUCAGCAAACAGCGUCUCGACAACAGCCAGCGCCGCAGCCGACAUUGCUUGGCCGCAAAUGGAGCACGUUAAGGCAGUUUACAUCCUGUGUAAAGGAAAGCCGCGCGACAUAUACAUAGAGGCACUGGAGGGUGCGAAGCUCGAGAACAUGAUCAAAGGCGAUGCGUCUGGACUCAACUCAUCUGAGUCCGACAUCGAGAUUGUCAAGCCACCCAUGAAGAAGAAGAAGGUGGUCGAGGACGAAUUGGAUGACCAGGACAAGCGGAUUGCCAUACUCGAGCAAAAAAUCAAGGAGCUUGAGAGCAAACUCAACAAGCAGAAUAACUUGAUUAAAGCCAUACUGCAGAAGCUCACGACGCUCGACGAGCGUGACCAAAGACUAUAUCGCCAUGACUGA